This is a messenger RNA of Rosa rugosa (rugosa rose), 942 nucleotides long. RefSeq names its product E3 ubiquitin-protein ligase RHA2B-like. NCBI's taxonomy places the organism in Eukaryota, Viridiplantae, Streptophyta, Magnoliopsida, Rosales, Rosaceae. The record is from RefSeq and is a predicted model, not a curated record. The coding region runs from base 128 to 613 and encodes 161 amino acids. The transcript has a single exon.
GACUAAACACACACGACCACUGACCCUGCCCACGUUCGCUGUUAUAUCCAAAAGUCUCGUUCUAGCUCCUUUCUACUGACCUCACCCAUCUAUCCUUUCCUCCUCCUCCUCCUCCUCCUCAGCAGCCAUGGGAGCUCUCUCUCAAUUCUUCUCCCACCUCUACACCAUCUCCAUCAUCUUCUUCACUCUCUUCGCCCUCGAAGUCGUCAUCCUCGUCCGCUCCAUCACCGGCCUGAAACCCAACUCGGAGAAACGCGUCAUCACCACCGCACAGUACCUGAAGCUCAUCGACCAGAAGAACCCCACAGUUUCCUACUCCAAGAAGAAGAAGCUGAGGGCUCACGAGGACUGCUCGGUGUGCUUGUCGGAGUUCGAAGAGGGCGACAAGAUUAGGCAGCUGAAAUGCAAGCACAGGUUUCACAAGGACUGCGUUGAUAAGUGGUUGCAGCAGUACUGGGCCACGUGUCCACUUUGCAGGACGAAGGUGCUGUCGGAGGACGUGGUGGCGAGUUAUCACCGACUGAGAAAUCAAGUGGAGUAUGAUGGCAGCGAUGAGGAGCUAAUCUUCUUGUUAUCUUCGUUGCAGGGUAACAAUUUCCAUAGAUUCUUCUAACUUUGUCGUUUGUAAUAAUUCUUUUCCCCUAGAUAUAUAUUAAAAAACCAUAUAUAAUUUUCUGUUCUUUUUUUAUUGUUAAUGUAGAAGAAUUUUUCUUCCGUAGAAUUUUUUUUUCCCCCUUUCCCUUAUGUAGCUUUCUAGCACAUAAUGUACAUAUAGUGAAGGAUAAUCUGAGAGAGCUGCACAGAAAUAUUUAGUCUACUGGCAUAUAUCUCCCUUCGUAAGUGAGAGGUUGUCAGUUUGACUCACAUAAAAUUAGUUGUAGUUCUCAAUUAUGGAUGUAAUGAAAAAAAUUAUGUAUAGAUUAAGUGCUUUCAUUUGGCCAA